AUGUCCUUCAUCAAAGUGGAUCCAGCCUCAGACUUCUCCUUCCACAACCCCUAUGGAGUGUUCUCCACGCCCGAUAGUCCCAGACAUCGCCUCGGCGUUGCCAUCGGAGACCGUCUGGACCUGAGCGUGAUCAAGUCUUUAUUCAAGGGUCCUGUGAUGUCCAGACAUCAGGACGUCUUUGACCAGCCCACCCUGAACGCCUUCAUGGCCCUGGGGUACGAGGCGUGGAGGGAGGUCCGGAGGACCCUGCAGGUGCUGCUUUCAGCCAAUGAGAGCACUCUGAGGGACGACGUGGGCCUCCGGACCAGAGCGUUUGUCCACCAGAGUGCAGCCACCAUGCACCUUCCUGCAGACAUCGGCGAUUACACCGACUUCUACUCCUCCAGGGAUCACGCCACCAAUGUCGGCAUCAUGUUCCGGGGAAAGGAGAACGCCCUGAUGCCAAACUGGCUGCGGCUCCCGGUGGGUUACCACGGCAGAGCCUCUUCAGUGGUUGUUUCUGGGACUCCCAUCCGCCGCCCUUCAGGCCAGAUGAGGCCCGACCAGACGAAGCCUCCGGUGUUCGGCCCGUCCAAGCAGCUGGACAUCGAGCUGGAGAUGGCCUUCUUUGUGGGAGGAGGGAAUCGCCUCGGGGAGCCGGUUCCCAUCAGCAAGGCCCACGAGCACAUCUUCGGCAUGGUGCUGAUGAACGACUGGAGCGCCAGAGACAUCCAGGCGUGGGAGUACGUUCCUCUGGGACCUUUCCUGGGGAAGAACUUCGGCACCACCAUCUCGCCCUGGGUGGUCCCCAUGGAGGCCCUCCUACCGUUCGCAGAGCCCAACGCCGUCCAGGAUCCGGAGCCUCUUCCAUACCUGCAGCACAGCGACGCCUACACGUUCAACAUCAACCUGUUUGUGUCUCUAAAAGGACACGACAUGGCCGAGGCUGCGAACAUCUGCAGCUCCAACUUUAAGUACAUGUACUGGACCAUGAAGCAGCAGCUGGCGCAUCACACAGUCAACGGCUGCAACGUCCGACCGGGAGACCUGCUGGCGUCUGGCACCAUCAGUGGACCUGAGCCCGAGAGCUUCGGCUCCAUGCUGGAGCUGUCCUGGAGAGGAUCCAAGAGCAUCGAUCUGGGAGGAGGACAGAGCAGGACGUUCUUGAACGACGGAGAUGAAGUUACCAUCACGGGUCACUGCCAGGGAGACGGGUACAGGGUGGGCUUCGGACCCUGCAGAGGAACCAUCCUCCCUGCCCUGCAGCACUAAAACACACUCACCGUUACCUGCGGGGGAAUCCUUCUGCGGAAGAUUCGCAUUUGGACACCCAUCAUGAAAACCAUCAUUUGACUUUUACUGUAAUUACCGAUGUUACUGACCUUUGGACUGGUUAUCCUGUUUUAUAACAGCUUGGAAUAGGAUACAAACUGCCUCCCAACUUCAAACGCUGCUGACAGAGGGGAUGAGGUCGUCUGUUAAGAACUGUCCAUUGCUUUAACCCAGUGACAUUCCUGGGUGGUCUUCUUUGUUUCCAUCACAGAUUCAAGGCUCUGUAUCAAAAACAAAAAUCCAUCACGAGUUUCACCAGUGUGUGUUCUAUUUCUCCACUAAACUUUACACAACCUUUACUUUGUGGAGAAGACAGACUCUCACACUGAAGGAUGCUGGAUUGCUGCAGAGCGACCAGAGUCUCCUGAACACUGCUUCUUCCUUCAGCGGACGCCGCGUUACUCGGGGAGCUGGAUGGAUGCUGCGAUUCCACCGCGGCAUUUCACUGCAGCUCUCCUCGGCUUUACCUUUCGCUGAAGCGCUGUUUUAAAUUCCACCUCGCAGAGAACUUGCCUUAACUCAUCCAUCACCUUUGACUUCUCCGUAAUAUUCUGCCUCGUCCGCUCAGAUUAGUUCUGCCUUUGGUUUUAUUUUGGGCAGUUUUUUUCUCGACUGUGAGACAUUUAUGGAUCUGUCCUGAAAUAAUGGAGAUAAUAUUUCUAUAUUUCUCUAGUUGAUAAUAUCUUUACAGAUGAGGAUAGAUGUCGUUUUAUCAAUCCUACCAAAGCUUGACAGGUUUUCACAGAAAGCUUUUAAUCCUCCGUUUGAAUGGAGUUUCAAGGGUAACAACAAGUUUUGUGUUUCCUGUUAUUACAGGAUUCAGCAGCUCCUUCGCUCUGCCAGCCUCUCUCUAUAUCUUCCUCUUGAAACGUCGUGCGCCCGGCUCCAGUGAAUAAUUGAUGAGCGUGUCUCUGACUCAGCCGGCGAAGUGAUUCAGUCUGAGUCGUACAAUGACCUUGUUAUUGAAAUCCUCUGAAAUAUUAAUCCGCCAAAGGGAUUCUCCCACACCGCGUUAAAAUGUUACUGCUGUACCAGGAUCAGUGUUAAUGGUGGUUUCAUGUGUUGUGGCUGCCAGUUCGGAAUAAACUUGGUCGUUUUUCA
Molecule: messenger RNA, 2412 nt
Organism: Salarias fasciatus (jewelled blenny)
Lineage: Eukaryota; Metazoa; Chordata; Actinopteri; Blenniiformes; Blenniidae
Gene: fah
Product: fumarylacetoacetate hydrolase (fumarylacetoacetase)
Biological process (GO): L-tyrosine catabolic process; L-phenylalanine catabolic process; homogentisate catabolic process
Molecular function (GO): fumarylacetoacetase activity
Source: RefSeq, a predicted model, not a curated record